AUGUGGACUGCAGAUCCAGGGGCUCUCGAGCAGCUCAGGACCAUAUUUAAAGGAACCUUAUCCUCUCGUAAAGCGGAAAGGUCCCAAGCAGUGGACGCCUUGAAACAGGCGAGAGAAGAACCCGAGUUUGAAAACUACCUUGUGGACCUCUUGAUCAGAGACGAAGCUGGAUCUGAUGUUAGAGCCGCUGCGGGACUUAACCUUAAGAACUCGGUGCUCAAGGAGCCCAGAAAAGAAAGACCUUAUGUUUUGGACAAUAUCAUGAACGGUCUUUUGGUGCAAGACACAAUGGCUAGAAACAUCACCGGUACGGUGAUCACAUCCCUUUUUUCCCUGUACGGCCUUGAGAAGUGGCCUCAGGCAUUGCAGCAUUUAUUGUCGUUGGCUGAAUCGGCUGAUGCCGGCCAAUUGGCUAAGGAGGCAGCCAUGAGUGCUUUGAGCAAGAUCUGUGAAGAUAGCGCCUAUCUGUUGAACAAGGACUUCAACGGAGAGAGGCCUUUGAACUACAUGGUUCCUAAAUUCAUCAAGAUUGCUGCGCAGCCUGAAUCGUCUAGCUACAUGAGAGCGGAGGCUGUUCGUUGUGUGAACCAGUUUGUGCCUCUCAAGACUCAGCUGUUCUUGGUGCACAUUGACGAUUUCCUCCAUGUGCUCUUCCAAUUGGCCCUGGACAGCGACAGCAGGGUGAGGAAGAACGUCUGCACGGCUUUCUUGCUGAUUAUGGAAAAUAGGCCCGACAAGUUGGUGCCCCACAUGGACGGAGUUGUGAACUACGGUCUUCACUCAAUGCAAGACUCUGACGAGGACGUUGCCAUGGAGGCCUGUGAGUUCUUAUUGGCUCUUGCUGAGCUGCCUCAAAAGGGCCACAAGCAGCUGUUCCGCCCUAAGCUCCAGCAGGUUUUGCCUGUUCUUCUCGAGAAGAUGAUGUACUCUGAGGAGGAGCAGUUUUUGAUCCAGAUUGCCGACGAGAAAGAUGACGCUCGUGUCGCCGAUAAAAACGAAGACAUCAGACCCAGCGCCGCUAAGGCCAAGACGCAUCAGGUUGGUCGUAAGGGUGAGCCAAAGAGGGAACAGUCUGCUGAACCAGAAACUUCAUACGAUCCUGAUGACGAUAGGGUAGAGGACUCCGAUGGCAGCUACACGGUCCAGCCUUUGAGUGACUCGGACGAUGACGAUGACUCAGAUGACGAGCUUGAUUCCUGGAACCUUCGUCGCUGUUCUGCUGCUACUCUUGACGCUCUUUCUAUUGAGUACCCAGAGGAGGUGAUCGAGGUUACCUUGCCUAUUCUUCAGGAACGUAUUGUUUCGAACGAGUGGCCUGUUCGUGAGGCUGCUAUCUUGGCUUUCGGUGCCAUCUCCACUAGUUGCACGGAACUUGCUAGUGACAAAUUGCCCACUCUUGUUCCUUUCCUCGUGGACCGUUUGAGAGACCUGGAGUCAAGAGUACGUCAGAUCUCGUGCUGGACCGUCUCUCGGUUUGCCCUGUGGGUGUCCGGUGAAGCUCACGAAGGCGGCACCUACGCUAACUACUUCCAGCCUACUUUUGAAUCCAUUGUGCUGUGUGCUAUGGACUCUAAGAAGGUCGUCCAGGAGGCUGCUUGUUCGGCUUUGUCUGUGUUCAUUGAAUCUACUGACAUCUCACUCAUCAGCUACUACGUGGGUCCCUUGUUGGACCACUUUGCUAAAUGUCUCCAGGUAUACCAGAGGAAGAACAUGGUUACCUUGUACGACUGUAUCCUGACGUUUGUCGACAAGAUUGGCCAGGACGUUUUCAACUCCAAGCCUGAGUACGUCUCCACGUUGUUGCCUCCUCUCUUGCACAACUGGCAGGUUUUGCAAGAUACUGACUCUGACUUGUGGCCUUUGCUUGAGUGUAUGGCACUGGUGGCUGCCACUAUGGGUGAGGCAUUUGCUCCUUACGCUGUUCCUGUUUAUGAAAGAGCCGUCAAGAUCUUGAGCAAUGCCGUCCAUUUGAACCAGGAAGUCCAUACUCAUCCUGAGAUUGAAGCUCCAGAGAAAGACUUCAUUGUCACCUCGCUUGACUUGAUCGACGGUCUUGUCCAAGGUUUCAAGGGCCACUCUAUUGAUUUGAUGAAGCAACACGGCGCUGACUUGAUGGAGAUUGUAUUGGUGUGCCUUGAGGAUCCCGACGACGAUGUCCGUCAGCUGAGUUACGCUCUUUUGGGUGAUUUGGCGAUUCACGCUUGUGAAGAGACCAUCAAGCCCAACUUCAGCACUCUUAUCAUGUGGAUCGGCAACGAGAUCAACGGACACACCUACUCCAAGUACCCAGUUACCAGUAAUGCUAUUUGGGCUUGUGGUGAGAUGGUUCUUGUGUUACCUAAAGAGAUUGUUGAACCUCAGGUGUGGAACAUUUCCAACCUCCUCAUCACCAUCAUCAACCAGCCAGAUGUGCAGCUGGCCGUGCUAGAAAACACUGCCAUUUGUCUUGGUAGAUUAGGUUUUGCUGGCCCAGAGGUCAUUGGUCCUCGUUUGCCCGAGUUCAUCUACUCCUGGUGCACCCACAUGAUGUACAUUCAAGAGAACGAAGAGAAGGAGUCAGCUUUCCUCGGUAUGAUCGAGAUCAUUCUCCAGAACCCAGACAACGGAUUUGGUGGAUUGAGCAACCAGCAAGGCCGCAAAAACUUGGCUGUUUUCCUCGAUUGUAUUGCCAACUACCUCGGAGGCAGCGAGAGACUCAAGCAUAGAUUCCACCAAUUUUUGAUUGGUUACAGAGACCUUACAGGCCCCAACUGGGCUCAGGUCUUGGCUCUUUCCAGCCAGGACACACAGCUCGUGCUUCGAUCAUACAAGUGA
Candidozyma duobushaemuli is the source of this 2814-nucleotide messenger RNA. RefSeq lists its product as uncharacterized. The transcript has a single exon. NCBI's taxonomy places the organism in Eukaryota, Fungi, Ascomycota, Pichiomycetes, Serinales, Metschnikowiaceae. The record is from RefSeq and is a predicted model, not a curated record. The coding region runs from base 1 to 2814 and encodes 937 amino acids. Gene Ontology annotation, cellular component: cytoplasm; nucleus. Gene Ontology annotation, biological process: protein import into nucleus. Gene Ontology annotation, molecular function: nuclear import signal receptor activity; small GTPase binding.